This is a messenger RNA of Haemonchus placei, 972 nucleotides long. NCBI's taxonomy places the organism in Eukaryota, Metazoa, Nematoda, Chromadorea, Rhabditida, Trichostrongylidae. The record is from the annotation of a GenBank genome assembly.
AUGGCACUAAUAUCUCGCCCACUUCGUCCUUGCGACUGUGACGACGACGGCGAUAACCACGCCUGCUGUGAACUACCGGACAUCUUUUCUGAACAGAAUCGUUUCCCAGCAUCAGUGUUCGGUCACCGAGUCGCCAUGACUUCCAUUGAUUUCGAUAUCGAGCACUUACUGAAAAACUUUAACAACUUGGAAAUAUACUGUGACGCCCCUGAAAGAAGCCUUUACGAAUCGACAAGGAGGUGUACUGUCGACGUUUCGCUUGCGGAGGCUCUUCAUUUUCCACAGAAAAUCUCGACCAGAUUACCUACAGAGAUCAGUACCUGCCAACAGAUAGCUCUGAAGGACGUGAAAGCAAUUUGGUGUAGAAAUGCGGCGCACUAUUUUGAAUGGGUUGCAGGCGUGCCAGAGUUUCGUUUAAUGGAUAUGCAAGGGAGGCUGAAACUUGUUUCACGUCAGUUAUGCAGAAUCAUUUGCCUAAUGAUUUCGUAUUGGACUUAUCGACAAGGACAUGACGGUAUGGUGCUUGGAUGCGGUAUAUGUUUCCUUCCAACAGAAGUACAAGACGAGAGUUUGAAGAGCUUCUUGAAUUCUCUCGUGAAUGUCAUUCAAAGCAAUAUCGUAUCGACUUUUCGGAAAAUCGCGAUAACUAAGGAAGAAUAUCUUCUCAUGAAACUCAUCGUCUUUUUCGACCCUCCAUAUGUAAAAUUAUCGCCGACAGACCGUCUUGUGGUUGAGGCCGCUUUGAAGAAAUAUCAAGCAGCAUUGGUGGGUCACAUCAAAUUCAGCCAUCCAUCGCUGGACCAUAAUUCCCUAACUGAGCGUAUAUCAGCGCUAUUGGGAACGAUGCCGUACUUAGAGCUGGCUGCGCAGGUCAAUAACUUCUUCAUGACGGUGAUGACGAUUCAUAAUAAUGGUAACAUGCGAGGGCAACUAACGAACGAAAUUCAUGUUGAUUCGAUGAAGAUAUUUUGA